Messenger RNA from Strongylocentrotus purpuratus (purple sea urchin), 1006 nucleotides. RefSeq lists its product as uncharacterized. The coding region runs from base 287 to 1006 and encodes 239 amino acids. Lineage: Eukaryota; Metazoa; Echinodermata; Echinoidea; Camarodonta; Strongylocentrotidae. The transcript is spliced from 4 exons. The record is from RefSeq and is a predicted model, not a curated record.
GUGGUGGAGAUACAUGUAAUACAUCUCUGUAAAGCAUUUUGUUCAUGUGUAAACACAAUACAAAAAGUGAAGUCGACUUCCGUGGACGAAGCAGCAAUUUUUCUGGGGGAAUUUUGUUCUGAAUAGUAAAUAUGCCUGCUCACAUCACUUGAAAUAUUUACUUCUAGAGGGAGAGAGACUAAAGUUUUCUGACGCUCCUGUCCACACAUGUACACAUCCAUUGUUUGUGUGUUUGGAAACAGAACAGCCCGAUGAGGGACAACACAUCCGUAUUUCUCCACUCAUUAUGCCGAUUGUCUCACCCGAUGAUAGCGAUUCCAACUCACGAUCACACGAGCCUGUUCUAAGGAGACUACAGGCGGACUCCAAGGAUUCGCAGGUGACCGCAAACGCAUCCAAAGACUCCUUACAUAGUCCCAAAGACAGCGGCCAGAGGAAAAGUCCUGGUCAGAACUUGUUUACGUUUGUUGACCCGUCGGUGCGAGUGCAGGGUGCGGAGGCCCCGCAAGAACUGUUGUCUGGCCGUACCACCACGCCCAUGCUAAAUCCAUCAGGUAACUACUGGGGGAGCUUCACAAGGUCACAUUCCCCAAGGACAAGGCUCUCUCCUCCGUCACUGGCAGGGAGGAACUACCCUGCGCGCUCCCACGUGGUGCGUGGUCGGCACUCCCCUUCUGACAACGUGCCGUUGAAUCAUCCCCGCUCCCCCAGCUACGACUUUCGUGAAACAACUAGCCGGAGAAGGUCUUAUCACGAAUCUCUUGGUGUCGGGAGCCAGCAGUCAUCAGGGUUAUCCUCAGGAGCACAACCAAUAGAGGAAGCAAACAGAAAGGUAGGCAUCGUUCUUCUCUAUCAUUUCUCUUGUUUGAAGUCUCCCACAGGUUUAAGAUUAAAGAUAAACUUGAGCAGGCAGGCAGGGAGGCAGCUCUGCGGCGGCCGCGACGACGCACAUCAUCCACGAUCCAACGAGGCAAGAUUCGAUGACUCCACCAUCCCUUAUUCGUGA